Pistacia vera is the source of this 1641-nucleotide messenger RNA. RefSeq lists its product as uncharacterized. Gene Ontology annotation, molecular function: calmodulin binding. The transcript has 2 exons. The coding region runs from base 1 to 1272 and encodes 423 amino acids. NCBI's taxonomy places the organism in Eukaryota, Viridiplantae, Streptophyta, Magnoliopsida, Sapindales, Anacardiaceae. The record is from RefSeq and is a predicted model, not a curated record.
AUGGAGGUACUUCGGAGAAAAUCUGUUGGAAAUGCAAGUUCUUCCGAAAGUGGAGAGAAGGUUCUUCCUCAUUAUCUCAGAGCCUCUACUGUUUCUUGUCACGACUUUUGCAAGUAUGGCAAGAAGCAUGCAUUUGAAGCUAAGGGAAGACCUCGCAUAGCAAAAAGUAAUAGGAAACCAUCAAUUGACAACCAAAGUCCAACGUGGCUUCCCCAAGAGUUUCGCAGGCAUCUCCAAGGAACAUCGUUGUCUCCUAAGCCUUCUAUCAGUAGAGUUGCAAAGAAAGUAAUGGCUUCCCCAAGAGUUUCACAGGCAUCUCCAAGGGCAUCGUUGUCUCCUAAACCUUCUAUCAGUAGAGUUACAAAGAAAGUAUUGGUUUCCCCAAGAGUUUCUCUGGCAUCCCCAAGGGCAUCAUUGUCUCCUAGACCUUCUCUCAAUAGAGUUGCAAGCCUAAAUGCCAGAAAGCAUAAGAGCUUGAAAGUUGUGUCCCCUAUGAAGAAUCAGGGCCAGACUAAAACAGAUGAACCGAAGGAAUCCAAGGUUGAGCUUAAGCACACUAAUGAUGAUUUGGUCCAGGAAAAAACCCUGUAUGUUAUCAAGAUGGAAACUGAGAACAGAUCUUUGGAAUCUGAUCAAAAUGAAAUCUGUGUUGUUGAACCAGCUCCGCCUCCAUCAUGCUCGUUAGCCGAAUCCCUUACAGCUUCUUCAUCAUCAUCAUUACAUAAUGAAGAACAGCAAGAGGUAUCAGAGUAUACAGAGACUGGAACAGAAGACGACUUUCUUUCUGAAUCUGAUGAAACCUUCAGCAUGGAAGAAGAAGAAACUAUGGAGAAUGAACACCCAGGGAGGUCUAGAAAAGAUGGGAUGGUUUACUCUGAGGAAAAAGGUUCCCAGGCAAUGAAAUUACAUUUUAGGAAGGGAAAGGUGGUUGACAUUCAGUCUGACAACAAUGGUCCAAGAAGGCUCAAGUUCAGGAGAGGAAGAGUGCUUGGAGAGAAGCCAAAUCUCAAGGGUGAUGGCAGAAGAAGCUUUAAGAAGAGAGGAACUGAUGGUGUGGUGAUUGACAGCAAAUCCAGUUCACAAAAGGUUGUUUUGAGACAUCAAGAUGUUCAGGGAAAGAAAGAUUCCCAAAUCCUGUUUAAUAACGUCAUUGAACAAACAGCAAGUAAACUUGCUGAAAUCCGGAAAAGUAAGGUUAAGGCCUUGGUUGGUGCUUUUGAAACAGUUAUCUCCCUCCAAGAGACCAAACCUUCGGCAAACACUGUCGCCUGACUUGGAAUACAUCGCUUUUAUUAACAGUUCUUAGUUCUUUUUCAAAUAUGGUAGUGAAUAAACCUAAGCUUUUGCGUGAAGAAGUGAAGUUCACAAGCUUAUGUAGUUGCAGAAGUGUUAAAGUAGAUUGCUUCGGUGGACUCGAGAGAACCCAGAUACUGAGCUGAAUGUCCGAAUCCUUUGUGUACUGACAUUGACUUGCUUCAUAUACAUUUUCUGGAGGGUAUGCUUCAUUUCCUCUUUGAAUCCCAUACCCAAUGUGAUUGUUAAUAUACAGUUAAUAAAAAAAAUAUACUCAUGACUUCCAUGUACCUUUUAAGUGUGGAAAGGGAAGCUUCUUGACUGUAAAAUUGGCUGGCUUAUGUGUGC